This is a messenger RNA of Bemisia tabaci, 786 nucleotides long. RefSeq lists its product as uncharacterized. Lineage: Eukaryota; Metazoa; Arthropoda; Insecta; Hemiptera; Aleyrodidae. The record is from RefSeq and is a predicted model, not a curated record.
GAGAGUUCCCAACUCUUUCGAUUGCAAAAUGUUACGGAAUUCGUGCGUGUUGCUUGGCGCAUUCGUUUGCCUUUGCGUGGCCGGUGGAGCGUCAUCGAGCUACGUAAAUCCGUUCCAACCGUUCGAAUCGGACCAAGAAAAAUGGGCGGAGACCUCGGACAACUACGAGGAACUACAGCAAUACCACCACAUGGGUGACGCCGAGAACAAAGAGGACAAACCAGCAGGGACGUUCAACGACGAUGGCCCCUCUUGCAGUCUCGAGGGUAUACCAGCGCCCCCCGUGGACAACCCCGUCAACAAGAGUGCCGGUGACUCCGAGAAACCCGAGUUGAAACCGCAAGUCGAAGAACCAACCGACGCCAAGGAGCAAGUUAAAAUGGACGACGAUGAGGAAAAGCUCAAGCCAGCUCCAGUGAAGGAGGACUCCAAGGUGAAACCGGCUGCUGAAAUCGAGGAACCCCAACUGAAAUCGGCCCCCGUCAACCCCCGAAAGCCCCCAAGCGGUACCACCGAGGGCUUGUACGCUCAGAAAAACAAGGCGGAAAGUGGUAAUUAAAAUUAUUUGAUUUCACAGCUAUGAAAGUUUUGGUGUCGGACGGUAUGCAAAUCCGAGCUUUGCAGCAUGUUGUGUGUGUGCGUGUGUGUGUAAAAUUGACUUUAAGAAACCUCUAGCAUCUCUAUUUAAGUGAAAUGUAUAAUCGUAAGGAGAAAAUUAAAAAUUGCGGUGAGAACUAGUCACGAUGUAAAUUUACAAAUAUACAUUAUUUUAUAGUUUACAGCAGC